Molecule: messenger RNA, 2334 nt
Organism: Chenopodium quinoa (quinoa)
Lineage: Eukaryota; Viridiplantae; Streptophyta; Magnoliopsida; Caryophyllales; Amaranthaceae
Exons: 8
Coding region: 1-2334 (777 amino acids)
Molecular function (GO): nucleic acid binding
Source: RefSeq, a predicted model, not a curated record
AUGAGACACAAAUUGGAUGAGCAAUUUGGGAGAUUCAUUGAUAUGCUAAAACAACUUCAUCUUUCUCUACCUUUUACCGAUGUGAUCAACCAAAUGCCAAAUUAUGCCAAAUUACUCAAGGAAAUUUUGAGUGGGAAAAGGACUUGUGAGGUUGUGGAAACUAUCAAUUUGACCGAAAAUUGUAGUGGUAUCAUCAUGAACAAAAUGCCACCCAAAUUGAAAGACCCCGGAAACUUCUCCAUCCCUUGUGCCAUUAACAAGAUGCAAAUUGAUAAUGCCUUAUGUGACUUGGGAGCUAGUGUUAUCAUAAUGCCAUAUUCGGUUUAUCAAAGGCUUGAACUAGGGGAACUCUUACCUUCUAACAUUAUCUUACAAUUAGCCGAUAGGUCAAUCAAGUUUCCAAAAGGUAGACCCUUUCUUGCUACCUCGGGUGCUAUGAUUGAUGUGAGGAGUGCAAAGAUUUCCCUUAAGGUAGGAGAUGAGGACAAAGUAGGUACACCAUGCAAGGAAGUGGCAUUCUAUGAAGAAUUGCUUAAUGGAAGCAUGGAAGAAGUGGAUGAGCAAAUGUGCUUGAAAAUCUCAAACCAAGAGGCUUUCCAAGCGGCCACAUCAAAGGAAGUUAGUGCAUCCUUGAGCGUGAGCCAAGCUCAAGCGUUAUGUGGUGUUUUGAGAAAGAACCAAGGUGCUUUGGGGUACACAAUUGAUGAUCUUAAAGGUAUAAGCCCCGCCUUGUGCCAACACCAUAUAACACUUGAGGAAGGCGCCCUUCCUUCUAUCGAACGACAAAGAAAACUACAUCCCCAAAUGGGAGAGGUAGUUAAGAAGGAGAUCACCAAGCUAUUGAAUGCGGGAAUCAUAUUCCCCAUCUCUAGCUCAAGUAUCUUUGGGGAUAUGUUGGAGGAGGAAAUGGAGGUCUUCAUGGAUGACUUUUCGGUGGGGGGUGUCUCAUUUGAGGAGUGCCUUGUGAACCUUGAGAAGUGUUUAGAAAGAUGUGUUAAGGUCAAUCUUGUUUUGAAUUGGGAGAAAUGCCACUUCAUGGUGGAAGAAGGUAUAGUGCUUGGGCACAAGAUUUCAAAUAGAGGCAUUGAGGUGGAUAAGGCAAAAAUAGAAGUUAUUGAGAAACUUCCACCUCUGGCAUUUGAUAAAUUGAAGAAGGCCCUUAUCUCCACUCCUAUUGUUCAAGCCCCAAGGUGGGAUCUUACUUUUGAAUUGAUGUGUGAUGCAAGUGAUUGGGCUAUUGGAGGUGUUUUGGGACAACGUAUAGAAAAGAAGCUUCAUGUGAUCUAUUAUAUGUCAAAGACACUCAAUGGGGCUCAAAAGAACUACACAACAACGGAAAAAGAAUUUUUAGCAAUUGUGCACUCUUUUGAGAAAUUCCGUUGUUACUUGUUGGGUUCCAAGACCAUAGUCUUCACGGAUCACGCGGCCCUCAAGUAUCUCUUUUCCAAGAAAGAGUCCAAGCCUAGGUUGAUUCGAUGGUUGCUUGAAUUGCAAACUUUUGAGAUUGAGAUUAGGGAUAAGAAGGGUGCGGAGAAUGUUGUGGCGAACCAUCUUUCUCGCCUUGAGGGUGAUCAAAUUCAUGAUGAUGGUUCACGAAUUGAGGAUAGAAUGCUUGAUGACUUCUUAUAUGCCAUAGAGGUGAAGGAACUCCCAUGGCGUUGUGUUCCAAAUGAAGAGGUGCCUAGUGUUUUAAGGAUGUGCCACUCGGACCCUAGUGGUGGGCAUAUGGGUGUUUCCAAGACCGCUACCAAGGUUCUUCAAUGUGGUUUGUGGUGGCCGCAUCUCUUCAAGGACUCAUGGGGCUUUGUGAAGUCAUGUGACCGAUGUCAAAGGGUUGGGAAUAUCUCCAAGAGGAAUGAGAUGCCUCAACAACCCAUUCUUGAGUUAGAGGUGUUCGAUGUUUGGGGGAUUGACUUCAUGGGACCGUUCCCAUCUUCAUAUGGUAAUCAAUUCAUACUUGUGGUUGUGGACUAUGUUUCUAAAUGGAUGUUGAGGAAACAUGGAGUGCAUCAACGGUUCGGCCUUCCAUAUCAUCCUCAAUCGAGUGGCCAAGUCGAGGUCUCCAAUCGUCAAAUAAAGCUCAUUCUUGAGAAGACGGUUGCAAGGAAUAGAAAGGAUUGGUCGAACAAGUUAGAUGAUGCUCUUUGGGCUUAUAGAACGGCUUUUAAGAAGCCUAUUGGUACCACUACAUAUCUCCUUAUCUAUGGCAAAUCGUGCCAUCUCCCGGUAGAGCUUGAACAUCGUGCCUUAUGGGCUAUCAAGAAGAUAAAUUUUGACUUAGGUAGUGCGGGGGAGAAGAGGUGGUUGGAUCUUCAUGAGCUAGAGGAACUUUGA